Messenger RNA from Oncorhynchus gorbuscha (pink salmon), 4621 nucleotides. RefSeq names its product protein APCDD1-like. Gene Ontology annotation, cellular component: plasma membrane. Lineage: Eukaryota; Metazoa; Chordata; Actinopteri; Salmoniformes; Salmonidae. The transcript is spliced from 4 exons. Gene Ontology annotation, molecular function: Wnt-protein binding. The record is from RefSeq and is a predicted model, not a curated record. The coding region runs from base 506 to 2032 and encodes 508 amino acids. Gene Ontology annotation, biological process: negative regulation of Wnt signaling pathway.
CUCCUUUACUCUCUCUUUUAUUCUCUCUCUCGCACACUCACUCCUCUCCAGUCAAACCAACAGUCAGACGGGAGCACACACACAGCCACACAUGCACAGGAUGCAAACAGAGUGCAGCCCAGGACCAAGAUAGACAACCGAGAGAGAGAGAGAGAGAGAGAGAGAGAGAGAGAGAGAGAGAGAGAGAGAGAGAGAGAGAGAGAGAGAAAUCCUCUUCUCUACCACUGAGUUUAGUGUGAGGAGGUUCAAGCAAUUUAUUCUGACUGAGUGGACUGUAUUUCAUACCAUGGGAGGACAAACUGAAAUAGAAGAAGAAACCAACAAACACUAUCUGUAAAGGACCACAUUUCAUACUGGAUUAUUGGGCUUUCCUCUCUCAAUCUUUGGCAUGGUGAUGUCCUAGAUUACCAGCACUGAAUUGAAGAGGCUGCUUGUUCUGGACCACAGUGGACUUUGCGGGUCUUUCUCUGAGUGUGAGUGAGUGUGUGUGUGUGUGAGCAGGAUCAUGUCAAAAGGACAUUUCACUCUCCUGUUGAGGGGACUUUGGGUACUGUGGCUGUGGCAAGCUGAUCUUGUGUCGGGUAGUAAGCUCUGGGAGGUACCCAUAGCCCUCUUUGGAUCUUUCUCCAACCACACGACUAGCCUGGAAUGGGAGCCACAGUGUCAGUAUCCCCACCUGCAGGACGGCAUCAGAAUCACAGCCGACAUUCCCCCAAGACUGGAGGGCAGCUGGGUGUCAACAAGAUGCGAAGUUCGGCCUGGCCCUGAGUUCCUGACCCGUUCCUACACCUUCUACCCAAGCCACCUGUUCAAAGCCCUGCAACACUACUACACUGACAGUGGGUGCGAGGAGCCCGCAUACUCUCUGGUGGUCCGGGGCAAGCUCCGUCUGCGCCAGGCUUCCUGGAUCACCCGUGGUGCCACCAAGACGGAGCACCACCUCCACAAAGUGGGCAUUGUCAUCCACAGCCCAGGCGCAAUGCACCAGCUGGCAGCCCGUCUACCCUCCGUGUGUGUGGGCCUCACCUUGGGUGGUAUGGUGCCCGGGCGCCUGUACGAGCUGUACAAUGCCCGGGCAGGGAGGGACUGUCUGGGUGCCUCGGGGUACUCGAUGAUGGAGUUGGGCUUGGUGAGAGUGGAGACCCAGCAUCAGCCCCAUGGAGGUCUGGUUCAGGAGCUCUUCCUUGGGGACGUGCACACAGACUGGACCCAGAGGACAUACUAUCGACCAAUGGGCUACCAACAGCCACUGCAGAAUGCUAUGCACCACAUCCACCCCUGCCCAGCGUGCGCCUUGCUGUUCCGGGCCUCAGAACAGCGCCCCCCCGUGUUACCCCAUGUCCCUGCAGCAACGCCUCUGUCCUUGGACGGCCGAUGGGUGAGCCAACGUUGCGAAGCCCGGCCCGCCGUCCUCUUCCUCACCCGAGACUUCACCUUCCGCCCAGAUGAGCAUUCCUGGGAAGGCCUCUACCGCCACUACUCGGAACCCACUUGCAGCCAGCCCACCUUCACCCUGCGGGCUUCAGGCCACUACGCCCAGGGAGGCCCCUCAGCCAAAGUGGCGGGAGGGACUGAGUUCGUCUUCAAGGUAACCCGGGCCAGAGUCACCGUUCUGGAAGGGGCCACGGCCAGGGUGCUCAACGAGACUAGGCGGGGCAGCUGCGGGAAGGCGGGGGGGUGGGAGGUGGGAGUGGAGCAGGACGUGACCCCCACGGAUGGGUGUACUGUCCUGGGGAUCAAGCUGCCGCACAAGGAGUAUGAGCUGGUCAAGACGGAGCUGGACCAUCGACGGCGCACUCUGCUGUUCAUCGGGGAGAGGCCGACGGAUGGCUCCAGCCCUGACCGGCCCCAGAAGAGGCCCACGUCUUACCAGGCCGCCCUGGUGCAUUGUUGCGAGGAAGACACCCCCACGUCGCAACGCCACACCAACCAGCUCAAGCUAGCAGCUAGUGGAACCAAUAACCUACCACGGCUCCCUUUCUUUGUCCUAGUACUGGUCUCUUUACUGUGGGGUUGGUACUGUGUGUUCUAGAGACAAACUCAACAUUGGAGAAGAACACACAAAUGAUGGUGGAGCUGCUCGUGGUCUAUAAGGAAACUCCAUGUGCUCCUCCUCAAUAUCAAGAUAAUGCCAGACCACAUAAUAGAUGGCCAAAGCCAUCUUCAAGAAAACUGUACAUAGACUGUCAGUGUAUCCAUGUUGCAUAUCUAUCAUAUUAUAUGUGUCUCAUUUUGUUUUCUUUUAAACCGGAGAUGCCUUUUGGCAAAUGUUUAAGUCACAUAAGCGUUCCUUUUCUAAAGAGUGGCAUAUUCAGACUUAGGAAAGGCGUGCGUUUCUUAUGUACUUCUCAGUAUUUGGUAUUCAGACUUACCUUAUUCCGUCACGUAACGCUCUCUGCAGGUGUGGCUACCUUCUGCGCUCCCAAUAAAUGUAAUUAAUCAAAUGAAAACCCUCCCCACUUACUGGCCAACAGAUUUUCUCAUGGAAUUUUCAUUCAAUAGGGUUUUCACAUAGAGAAUGAUAGAGGCUUCUAGCUGCCAAAAGGCCAUAUAAGCAUGGGCAGCACCAUUGAGGGCUUCCACCAUUUUAAUGUAGUCAACUUGGUGGGACUUCCAACUUCAUUGGCUGAUCCCUCCUGAUGACCCUGUUAGAGUUAUGUCCAACCAGGUCAUCAGGAGGGAUCAGCCAAUCAUAAAGAAGAAAAUAGACUACUUCAAAACGGAGAUGGAGCCGCCCAUGCUCAAAUCAAAUCCAAUUUGAUUUGUCGCAUACACAUGGUUAGCAGAUGUUAAUGCGAGUGUAGCGAAAUGCUUGUAAAACAUGCUAUCACAGACACUAUGAUGGCACAGAUAAAAAGAUGAGUUGUCUAUCUAUCUCUAUGGGAUUUCAGUACAUUUAUGUUAAGCCAUUCCCAGGGUUGGAGAGUAAUGGAUUACAUGGGGAUUACUAAAAACGAUAACUGUAAUCCAUUACGUUACCAUUAAAAAAUAUUGUAAUCAGAUUACAGAUACUUUUGAAAAACUAGAUGAUUACUUCGAGGAUUACUUUUAAAUUCAGAAAUUAUGUUUGCGGAAAAAAUCUUUGACACUCAUCUGUUCGCUCAAUGACAUUCAAAUCAGCAUUGAGAAAAGGCACUAGUUUAGAUUUGUUCCACCUGAGCGAGUCUGACCACAAGUCAGAGACCACUAUGAUGACACACCAAACGUAUUUGAUGGAUGGCGGGAUAAGAGAAGGAAUAGGCUUUUGUAGGCUACAGUCCAAGCUAUGUCUUACAAUGGUUUGACUGCUGUCGGCAUCUAAAGAUUAUCCAACUUGAAAAAAAUGCUUGGAGGUAAGGAUGACAGCAGUGGUUUAGUCUACGGCGAUACGAAUAUAACUUAUUAUUGAUAUCUACAUAAUGCAUUGAUGUGAAUAACAACUGCUGCUCUCUCAUUUAGCUAUUGGCGCCGUACGGAUUGUGGUUGUUGUGGAUGGCUGUUCACAAAUCUAAAUGUGUAUUUGAACCCAAUAAUGGUUGAAUUCUAGAAGUUUAAGCUGCCUAUCAAUCAUUGUUUUUGAAACCAGUGGACAGCCAGUAAAAAAUGUGCUUGAGCAGCAGCUGCACAGUGCAGAUCCAAGCCUAUGUAAUACAAGUGGGGCUUUUUUUCUUCAGUAGUGCAAAGCAUGCCAUUCCAUGAGCGCUGCAUUUAUUUUUCAACUCGAAUCAAUGAGCCCAAUCAGUCCUCCAUGGAUGUCAUAAGGUGAAUGCACCAAUUUGUAAGUCGCUCUGGAUAAGAGCGUCUGCUAAAUGACUUAAAUGUAAAUGUAAAUGUAAAUGUAAAAGAAAAUCAUAAACAACAGUGUUGAGCUAGCUAAUAAAUCCUUAGUUUUGGGGUCAUGCUCAGGUAAAACAAUUUGGCUAAUCUAGAUUUCCAUAUUUUCAAGUCCUAUUCUUGAAGAUUAAUUAAGUAUAACACUUAUUGGAAUAACUUUUUAAUGUAAAUAUUUAAUCAUAUUAUUUAUUAUAUGUAGUAGAAAGCGAUGGGUUAUAAGAAACCUACAUAACCAACCCAUAAAGUAAAAUGUAACAUUCAUAUAUGGCCAGCUAUGUAAACUUUAACAUUGAUUUAUCCUGCAAAAGAUGUCGUUCAAUUGGUAUCAUACAUUUUUGUCUUCUUCAAAUGCCUCUUAAGGGGAAAGUGAUCUAAAAGUAACACUGUUUGAGUUUGGGUAAUCCAAAAGUUAUGUUACUGAUUUACAAAUUUGGAUAGAUAACUAGUAACAGUAAUGGAUUACAAUUAGAAAGUAACCUACCCAACCCUGGCCAUCCCUUUAAAUAGGGUGUACCUUUUAGUUAGAAUUUUGUCAACAGAACAUAUUGCGAGAACGGGCUCUGAAUAUUAGUGAUCAAUGAGAAAGCCAUCUAAAUACAUGCAUAUUCAUAUCCGUUUCAGCAGCAAUUGGUAGACUGAAAAUAUUCUGAUUUUGUAGAUUAUUUAGGUUUAGGAAAUAAUCUAUGAAUAAAAAAAAAACAGGUUUGGAGAGCCUUUAUGCACAAAAUACAGUACCAGUCAAAAGUUACUUGGAAGAAUAUAAAAUAUAUUUUGAUUUGUUUAACACUUUUUUCAUUACUACAUGACU